Teleopsis dalmanni is the source of this 2992-nucleotide messenger RNA. It is a transcript of the gene Erk7, whose product is annotated as extracellular signal-regulated kinase 7. Gene Ontology annotation, cellular component: cytoplasm; nucleus. The record is from RefSeq and is a predicted model, not a curated record. Gene Ontology annotation, molecular function: ATP binding; MAP kinase activity. NCBI's taxonomy places the organism in Eukaryota, Metazoa, Arthropoda, Insecta, Diptera, Diopsidae. The transcript has 10 exons. Gene Ontology annotation, biological process: intracellular signal transduction; protein phosphorylation. Bases 352 to 2880 code for a protein of 842 amino acids.
UUCCAAAUUAAAAAUUUUGAAACAAUUACUUUUAAAUAUUUUAUUGAGAUUACAACAAAACUAACGAUUGUUUACAAACACAAAAUCAGCAUUUAAGAAAUUUUUUGUGACGAUAUGAGUACGUGUGUGUGUGCUAAAAGCAAAAGUGAAUAAAUACAACAACAAUUUUGAUAUACAAUUUCAAAAUUUUUGCUUUUCUGUAUCGUGCAAGAAACUUUUAAGUUCAUGUGAUUGAAUUCAUUGCAUACUUUUAAGCUGAACAUUUCGUGCAAGUAUCACACGUUAUCCUUGCAACGGCGAGUAAUUUGAAUUGAAAGUGCUUUCAGAUUAAAAAAAGAUUCCAGAAUCACAAUGGCGAAUAAACAAAAAUCUUCACAAGAUAAGAAUAAGAUGUGCGAAGUUGAUGAUAAUAUAUCGAAGAUUUUUGAUUUUAAAAAGCGUUUGGGUAAAGGAGCCUACGGUGUUGUUUGGAAAGCCGUUGAUAAGCGCACCAAUGGCACAGUAGCCGUGAAGAAGAUAUUCGAUGCAUUUCGUGAUGAAACUGACGCACAACGCACUUUCCGUGAAAUAAUUUUUUUGAAUGCUUUCCGAAGUCAUCCAAACGUUGUUAGUCUGCACAAUGUCUAUAAAGCUUCGAAUAAUUUAGAUAUUUAUCUGAUAUUUGAGUUUAUGGAGAGUGAUUUGCAUAACAUAAUUAAAAAAGGACAUAUACUCAAGGAUGUUCAUAAGAGAUAUGUUAUGUACCAACUACUUAAUGCCGUGAAGUACUUACAUUCUGGAAAUGUCAUACACAGGGAUCUCAAACCGAGUAAUGUAUUAAUUGACUCGAAGUGCAGAUGUAAAUUGGCAGAUUUUGGUUUAGCCCGUUCUGUGUCCUUUAAAGCGAAUCGCGGCGUAGAGGAAAGUAAUACCAGUGAAAUAGAUCUUCAACCGUUGCUAACAGAUUAUGUAGCUACAAGAUGGUAUAGGGCACCUGAAAUAUUGGUUGCAAGUAAAAGAUACACUAAGGGCAUUGAUAUGUGGAGUUUAGGAUGUAUUCUAGGAGAAAUGCUACGUGGUAAGCCGUUAUUUCAAGGCACUAGCACUGUCAAUCAGAUUGAAAAAAUUAUAAAUGCCCUGCCAAAAAUAACGCAAUUCGAAAAGAACGCGCUUGGGGUAGCAUUUGGUUCUUCGCUUCUGGAUAAACAAUCAACCGAAAAAAAAACUUCACUGGAUGAAUUGUUAUACGGUGCUUCCAAAGACGGAAUUGAUAUGGUUAAAAAACUACUGGUGUUCGAUCCAUUUUAUCGUCUUAAUGCAGCUCAAGCACUUGAUCAUUCUUAUGUUGAAAGGUUUCGUAGCAAAUCGGAGGAACAGGUUCUUAAUAUGGAUAUUGUACCCCCUGUUCGUGAUGACGUAAGACUAACAGUACCAGAAUACCGAUCAAAAUUAUAUGAAAUCGUGCAAAAUAAACAUGAAAAACCCAAUCAUUUACGACAGAAUUUAUACGGUUCGAAGAGUGGUAAUGUAAAACAAAGCAGGGAACAUAAGGUAAAAAAGAGUACAGAGUAUAUAGAACCAACUGGAGUGCUGUACAGGAACACAAAAAGUUCUCAACAGUUCCCAACAGAUGGUCAUACUGAAAAGGACGUUGCUAAACCAAAAAAAUCAGACCAUAUCGGUAAUGGUGCUAUCAAGAUCAAAAGCAAUAUUAAUAGCCAUUUACAACCUCAGGUGGAUCUAGCAAAGCGUCAACCGACCAAACAUCCUAAACCAUCGUCCACUACUAUGAAUUUAUCACCAAAGAAGAAGUCAGUAUUAUCUAAACCUCCAAAUGAUUAUUUACCUCCCAAUGUAUUCAAAGAAAACUCACGUAAUGCGAAUUCAAAGCUCCAUGGCUCAUCAUUAGAAAACAAUCGCAAGAAGCUACAAUCCCGCCAUUCCAUAGAUGUUAUCUUAUCAGCUGAGAAGGCUGUUGCCAUUAAGCGUGAACUGAGGCAACAACAACAUCAACAGGACGCGAUGAAUAAGGAAAAAGAGCUGAUACAAAAUAAAAUAUCAAAGAAAUGCGAGCAGCUCCAAUGUGAAUUAGGCAAAGAGCAGCAACCCACAAAAAAUCCAGUUAAGAGCAAGCAAAUUACACUAUCUAACGAUAAAAAAAAGGAAGAUUCACAAUCAGCUACAAAGGAUCAAUCAGCAACAAAAUUUGAAAUAAAGAAGAAUAAAAUACAUCGCCGGGAAGUUCACAAUUCUUUUGAAAAAUAUGAAAAGGAAUGGGAAGACAAUAAGUAUAAUACACUGCCAGAAACAACAAGUAAACAGGAAGAUUGCACUCAUCUAGACGAUCGUCUGCACCAGAGUACACCGGCUUUCGCAUGCACAGAAAACAAUGUUCAGCCUCUACGAACUUGUUUUUCGGAUCUCUUGGCAGAGUCUAAAAAAUAUCCAAAAUGUUUAUAUAAACGCGUUGAUUUAUUAGAAUAUCAAGUCGAAGAGUAUAAAAGAGAUUUAUUCAAAUAUUGUGAAGAGGAGCAGAAGAAUGCAAAGUGUGCUAAUAGAGAAUGCAACGAAGUACCACAAGCUACUGAAAAAUUUUCAACGAAAUUACCGAAUAAAGUAAAUGAACUUCACAAAAAUGACCACCCGUAUAAUUCUUUCGGAAACCCGACUACUGAGCCGAAAAUAAAAAAGAAGUCUAUAAAAAAAAAUAUACUGAAUAUGAUGCACAUUGCCGCCCAACAUAUUAAUAUUAACAAGCACAGAAAUGAGGAUAGAACUAAAAGCGGCGAAAUCGAAUUAGAAAAAUCAACUAACGUUGAACGGAGUAAGUUAUAUAAUAAAACGGAUCAAAACUUUUGGCAAUACGACCAAAACCGAAAGGCUUCUAAAGUUUACCGGUAGUAAGUUUAUAACUGGAUAGUAAUUUUCCAUUUCUUCUAGCCAAUAACUACUUGGGGACCAUAUAUUUUUGAUAUUAUUGGAAGAAAAUGGUUAUAAAUUAAAAUCUAGUUCU